This is a messenger RNA of Diplodia corticola, 1638 nucleotides long. RefSeq lists its product as uncharacterized. The transcript has a single exon. NCBI's taxonomy places the organism in Eukaryota, Fungi, Ascomycota, Dothideomycetes, Botryosphaeriales, Botryosphaeriaceae. The record is from RefSeq and is a predicted model, not a curated record. Bases 1 to 1638 code for a protein of 545 amino acids.
AUGCCUUCUUUCCGGUCUUUCGUCCUGCUCGCUCUGCCGCUCGCCAAUGCCGCCGUGCAGGCCGAGCAGCCGCAACCGACCGGGGGCUCCCCUGCUCUUGUCGAAGAGCUGCUCCAUGUCCUCCCUGCCGACCGCUUCCCGGAUGCCCUCCGCAGCCACGAGCACCCCGCCUUCGAGGACGCCAAGUACGACGAUGAUUGGGUCCGGCUCGAGGCCCUCCACGACGCCGACGCCGCCCACAUCGACCAAUUGCUCGAGUCGGCCGCCGAGCAGUACGAGCUGAGGAAGCGGCAAGAUACGUCGAGCAGCGCCGCCGCCAGCGCUGCGUCUAGCGCUCCCGCAGAAACUUCCGCCUCCGCCCAGAGUUCCACCCCGGCCGAGAGUUCUACGCCCGCCGAGAGCUCUGCAUCCGCAGAGAGUUCUGCAGCCCCUAGCACGGCCGCCCCUACUAGCUCCGCGGUCGUUGAGAGUACUACGUCCGCACCGUCGAGCACGGCGCCGGAGACGACCCAGUCGUCUGCUGUUGAGACCUCUGCAAGUACGUCUAUUUCCCCAUCGUCCGCUGCCACCACAUCCUCCUCCGUCCCCUCCUCCACCGCCGAGUCCUCCGAGUCGUCCGCGGUCGAGUCCUCGACUUCGUCUGCACCCGUGACCAGCGCGAGUGCGACCACGUCAGAGGUGUCUACCUCAGGUGCGUCCACGUCCAGCACAGCUGCUCAAUCCUCCUCCCCAGAGCCGUCUACGUCCGGCAGUGCCGCGGCGACCACCACUUCGGAUGCCUCGACCACGAGCGCGUCUCAAUCUACGAGCACGUCUCAGUCUGCGUCGAGCUCAUCCGAAUCUGGCGCUCAAUCCUCCACUCAAUCUUCUUCGGCCAGCGGCUCAUCUUUUUCUUCUUCUCCAGCUACUUCUACUACCUCUGUUGCGACUACUACUACUGAAUCCGCGACUACUUCUUCUGCUCAUGUGGAAUCAAGCACUGACCUGGAAACCACUUCGUCUACAGCUGCACCUAGCACUGUCUCGUCUACUGUGGUCUCCACUACCACCCAAGAACAGAGCACUACAGAGGCUUCCACUGCCCAGACCACAGAGACCUCCACCUCCACUGAGGCCGUCGUCGUGCCCGUCGAAGUUACAUCCACCAACACCGCCGGCGAAACUGUCACCUCCACCUCGUCUGCCGUCGUCGGCGCCACCGCUAGGGUGACGACCACUGACAGCGAGGGCAGCACGACCACCGCCGCCGCCGUUGUCGUCGAGACGACCGACUCUGCCGGCAGCACCGUUACCUCAACUUCGGUCGCCAGCGCCUGGAAGCCCACGAGCUACUCGUCCGGCCAGGUUAUCACGCGCACCAACUCGGCUGGCUCUACCAUGAAGACCACCUACACGGGUGGCGACAUUGCUCAACCCGUCAGCUCGCUCGUCUUGUCUACCACUACUCUGCCCGACGGUCAGCGCAAGACCAUCACCAGCUACGCCACCGUUGAUGCAGCAGCUGCCACGGCCGCUGCGAGUGCUUCCGGAACCGCCAGCGAGCCUAGCCUGCAGACUGGCGCAGCUCAGCGUUUCGCCGCCGUUGAGGCUGCUGCGGCUGUCGCCGGCGGUGUCGCAGGUCUGGCUUUGUUGCUGUAG